Glarea lozoyensis ATCC 20868 is the source of this 1047-nucleotide messenger RNA. RefSeq lists its product as uncharacterized. The transcript is spliced from 4 exons. NCBI's taxonomy places the organism in Eukaryota, Fungi, Ascomycota, Leotiomycetes, Helotiales, Helotiaceae. The coding region runs from base 1 to 1047 and encodes 348 amino acids. The record is from RefSeq and is a predicted model, not a curated record.
AUGGCUUCUCCAGCUGGUGGCGCCCCAGCGGGGAUGUCUGUGGAUGCUUUCUUGGGUGUGGGAACCGCUUUGGUGGUUGUCACCGCGGUAUUCGUGGCCAUGCGUUUGAUCGCGAAUAUUCAAACUAAGAGACUGCUUAUCGACGAUGCCGUUCCAGUGGUCGCAACGUUGUUGUUGGCUGGUACUUAUGCGCUCGCAUAUAUAUCGAUGAAAGCACUAUUUGAUCCAACAUCUAGUCUGAAAUAUAUGGCAGAGUUAGCAACUGCGAUUGACUUCAUUUCUGGCUUCGCAAUCUGGUCAUCCAAAGCCCCAAUUCUUCUUCUCUACAUCCGACUUUUCGGUGUCAAAAAUUGGCUCAAAGUAUCCUCGUACAUUACCUUGGCUGUAACAUUCAUCAUUUUCUUCGUUGGAAUGGUGUACACAGGCGUAGCUUGCAGUCCAGGAAACAAAGUGCUUGAUAUUCCCUUCAUCCUAAACUGCACGACUACAAGCACCAAGAUCGGAGUCACUCUAGGGACGACUUCUGUGGUCGCAGAUUUGAUCAUCUUGGUGCUACCGAUCCCGGUCAUUUUGAAGCUCCAGAUGGCGGGGCCGAAGAAGAUUGGUCUUUUCAUAGUCUUCCUGACUGGUGUCUUCGCGAUUGUAGCUAGUGCUGUGUCGCUUUACUACAAAUGGGGUUCAUUCAAAGGAACUUCCAAUGAUCUUACUUCCGCAAUGGUUUGCACUGUUAUCGAAGCAAGCAUUGCAAUCAUCGUCGGAUGUAUUCCAAGUACCUAUUCAUUCUGGUCUCAAUCGAUCGUCAAGCUCACAAUCUACUCGCGCAUCAAGACAGCAUUCUCUUCCAUGUCGGGCAGCAGAAGCAGAACAACCAAAUCAACGAAACGAUCCACAUUUGCCUCAAACCCAGCGGGCGGAAGUGGUGAUCACAUCAACGACUCCUCUUCUUCGCAGUACGUCGUGCUUGGAGAUGCGAACUCAAUGAAAUCUGGAAUGAAAUCUGCAUCAACUGAAGUUCCACUUGAAGAAAUAAAAAGUUACCGUAAUUAA